Aspergillus uvarum CBS 121591 is the source of this 633-nucleotide messenger RNA. RefSeq lists its product as uncharacterized. Lineage: Eukaryota; Fungi; Ascomycota; Eurotiomycetes; Eurotiales; Aspergillaceae. The transcript has a single exon. The record is from RefSeq and is a predicted model, not a curated record. Bases 97 to 633 code for a protein of 178 amino acids.
CCCGAUCAUACAAAACAACUUGAACCCCUAAGACUUCCCUAAAAAUACAGCCACACCAGGCCAGGCCACCGUGCAAGCUGCCAUCCACCACCCAAAAUGUCCCUCCCCCAAAUCUCAGCCCAGUUGUCCCCCACCCCGCACCCUUUCCCCACCUGCUGCCUCGCCCUCUCCAGCACCCUGAUCACCUAUUUGGGCAAGCUCCUCCCCACCCACCCGGGAUUCACCCUCUCGAUAGGCAGCGGAUCCGGCCUGCUGGAGGCGCUGAUCGCACUGCGCCACCCCACCGUGCCGGUGGAGGGGGUCGAGGUCAGCGGCGGCGUGAACCGGUACCUCGAGGAGUGGGAUCUGAACGUCGUGCAGGGGACGUGGGAUCUGCAUCCCCGGGCGGCGGGGGCGGCGGCGUGGAUGUUUGUGUAUCCGCGGGAGCCGGGGUUGGUGCGGAGGUAUUUGGAGGAGUUUGGGCGAGGUGCGGUGCAGAUGGUGGUGUGGUUGGGGCCCCGGGCGGAUUGGGGGGAUUAUGUUGGGUGUUUUGAGGAGGGGGUUUGGGUGGGGGAGGAGUUGGGGGAGGAGGAGGGCGUGGCGGGGUAUGAGGUUUGUGUUGUUCUGAGGAGACGGGAGGGUUUGGGUGAGUGA